This is a messenger RNA of Chinchilla lanigera (long-tailed chinchilla), 3953 nucleotides long. RefSeq names its product coiled-coil domain containing 150 (gene Ccdc150). Bases 154 to 3399 code for a protein of 1081 amino acids. NCBI's taxonomy places the organism in Eukaryota, Metazoa, Chordata, Mammalia, Rodentia, Chinchillidae. The record is from RefSeq and is a predicted model, not a curated record. The transcript has 29 exons.
UUGGUUUGAAUCGCAGUCAGCUGCUGGCCUGUUUGCGGAGUGAUGGACUGCAGGACUUUAGGACGAGCUUCCUGGGAGGGGUGCUUCGAUGGGGAUGUUUGAUUUUUACCGUCAGCCGUCGCCCCUGGCCUGCCGCCCAGAGUGCAGGUGCACAUGGACACCACAAUGUGUAGACCAGCCAUCUCUCCGGCCCACUUGGACACCACAGCUUCCGAAACAUUCACGGUGCUUCAGCAGAGGAUGAGAAUAGUGGAGGCACAGACCAGCUCCCUGAGGGAUGACCUGAUUAUGCUGGGCUGUGGGGACAAAAGAGAUCGGUUGGAAACUCCAAACUAUUUCGAAGACCCUGCCAACCAGAAAGUUAUUAGUCCUAUCCAGAGUGAAGUAAUCUGCCCAGGAAAAACAGAUGUUUUGUGGAAGAACUGUGAGUUUCUGGUAAAUCGAAUGUGUCAUCUGGAAAGCCUCAUCCAGUCCUUGAAGAUGAACAUCUUUCAUCUGCAAACUGAAAAGGAUUUGAAUCCACAGAAGACAGCUUUACUGAAGGACCGACUGAAUAUAAUACAGGAGGAGCACUCCAAAGAUUUGAAGCUGUUACAUCUUGAAGUGAUGAACUUGCGCCAGCAACUGAGAGAUGUAAAACAGGAGGAGGACAAGGCACAAGAUGAAGUGCAAAGGUUGACCGCCACUCUGGAAAUGGCCUCCGAGACCAAGAAGAAUUCAGCUAUUAUUGAAGAGGAGCUGAAAACCACCAAACGUAAAAUGAACCUUAAAAUUCAGGAGCUCAGGAGACAGCUGGCUCAGGAGAAGCACUUCAGGGAAUCUCUUGAAAAAUCAGGAUCCGCUAUGCUCCUCAAAAUACAGGAAAUGGGAUCCACGGUGGAGGUGGAACGGAAACAGGUGCACAUUUUGCAGCAAAACUGCCUGGCCUUGCGCAAUUCUAUGCAGACCACCCAAGAUCUACUGGCCCAGGAGCAACAGAAAAAGGGAGAGUUGGAGACUGCUACCUUGCAACUCAAGGCUGACCUGAAUUCUAGAGAUGACCUCAUUUCCAAGUUGCUUGAAGAAAACAAGAAUAUGCAAGUGUCUUUCAACAAAGAACAUAAAGAAAAUGCAUAUUUGAGGUCUGAAAUAUUAACCUUUCAUCAAGCAUUAGAAAAAGCACAGGUCCUGAAUGACCAGCUGACAAGAAAGUGUUCCGAGCUGAGCAGCAUGCUGCAGACCGCCAGUGUGGAGAAGGCCAGGCUCAUCGCUGAUCACCAGGCCAUGCUGCAGGUGGAGCAGAAGAUGAUGACUCAGACUUUCCAGGAGCAAAGCCUGCUGCUGGAUGCAGCCCACGCCAGCAUCACAGGCGAGCUGCAGGCCGUUCAGAAUGAGAAGACGCAACUCCAGGCUCAUCUGGACCAUCUGACCCUUGAGCAUAACCAGUGUGUGCAAAAAGCCCAGGAUGCUGAGAAGAGGACGGCGGUGCAGAAGGAGCUUCUGGAAGCCACCAUCGCAAGGCUGCGAAGUGAGCUGGAAGCAUCGGUGCAGGAGAAGAAGUCCCUGCUGGAGGAGAACAAAAGAUUCCAGAGAGAGGCUAAAAAGACAGAAAAAGAAAUAGUACAAGAAAAAUGCGCUUUGGAAAAGGAACUAGCUAAAAACAAGGUAGAUGUGAACACCUUAAAUGAAAAUCUGCAGACACUAGUGGACGAAAAUAAGCAGCUUGCAGAUCAAAUGGCUUCCCUUGGACUGCAGCAAGACGCUCCCGACUACCAUGGGCUUGCCCGGCAGAAGGUGGAAAAAGUUUUGGGAAAAAUUACUGAGAGCAAAAACAAACUGGCUUAUGAAAAGGGAAAACUCCAGGUAAAAGUUAAACAGCUAGAAGAACAACUACAUUCUUUUGCUGAAACCAGUUUACAGAAUGACCAUCUACAGAAGUUAAAUAAGACUCUUGAAGCGAAGUAUGCUCAGGUGAAAUCCAUUCUUGAGAAAAACGAGGAGGAGCUGUCCCAAGCAGUGAGGCGCCGGGACGCAGCUCUGCAGGAGAGCCAGAAGCUGAAAGGGGACCUGGAGGCCUUGGAGGACAGGGAGAGCAAGAAGGUGGGAAACUUCCAGCGACAGUUGGCAGAGGCGAAAGAAGACAACUGCAAAGUUACCAUCAUGCUGGAAAACGUGCUGGCUUCUCACAGUAAGAUGCAAGGAGCUCUGGAGAAAGUGCAGAUAGAGCUGGGGCGAAGGGAUUCCGAGAUCGCAGGCCUCAAGAAAGAAAGGGCUCUAACCCUGCAGCGGGUGCAGAAGCUGGAAGCCGAGGUGGACCAGUGGCAGGCCCGGAUGCUCGUCGUGGACGCGCAGCACAGCAGCGAGAUGGAGCCGCUGCAGAAAUCUCUAGAUGUAGCUAGAGAAGACAACAGGAAACUGGCCGUGAGCCUGGAGCAAGCUCUCCAGACAAAUAAUCGUCUGCAAACCAAGCUGGAUCAUGUUCAAGAAAAACUGGAGAACAAAGAGCUCGAGUGGCAGAAUUUAGAAACCCUCAGGGAGCGGAUGACAGAGGAGUGCAAAGUGGAAGCAGAAAUGCACGCCGAGCGCAUAGAGGGUCUAAGAAAGCAGUUUCAGACCGAGAGGGAGACUGCGAAGAAAGCUGCUCAGCGGGAAGUCACUGAGCUGAAGAAAGCCCUGGACGAGGCCAACGUCCGGUCAGUGGAGGUGUCCAAGACCAACCGAGAGCUGCGGCAGAGAACGGCCGAGCUGGAGAAGACGCUGAGCUGCAGCCAGGAGAAGCUCAAAAGCCAGAAGGCCCAGAUAAAGCUGCACAUGUCAGCAAAGCUGGCCAACGCCCAGAACGUGGAGAGGAUGAAGCAAAUAGAAACGGAACUGAGGCAAAUGGAGCUGAUUAAGGAUCAAUAUCAGAAAAAAAACUACGAACAGUCCCUGAGCAUCCAGAGGUUCGUGUCGGAAGUGGCCAACCUGCAGAAGGAGAUGCAGCUGCUGGCCAAGAGCCAGUGUGAGACCUCGGCCCGGAACAGACAGCAAGAGCUGCGGCUGGCGGCCGAGCACAAGCUGCGGCAGGAGCUGGAGGGCCGGUGCCAGGAGCUGGAGGAGACCAUCAGACACCUGCGGAGGUGUAAAGAGGCAACGGAGAAUAAACUGAAAGAGGCCAGCAUGGAGUCGGAGCAGAUAACCGCCAACCUGGAGGAGGCGCACCGCUGGUUCCAGUGCAGGUGCGACGGCCUACAGCUGGAGCUGACCAAGAACCGGCUGCAGAGGCUUCCCCGGGAGGACAGGUGGCCGGAAGAGGACGAAGACACGAGGCACAAAGUCACGUCCACCCAGUCUGUUCUGCACCGGUGGGAGACGAAACAGAGCCUUGGACUUGGGCCCAAGAAGCUCCCCUCCGAGGUGGAGAGGAAGAAAUGUCCGUGACAGAGGAGCUGCCCGGACGCGGCUGCACCUCCGUGACGCGGAGCCCAGGGGCCGGGGCUGGCCCGCUGCACGGCCAGGGCGCGGCCUUUGUGGGCGGAGGAGCUGGGCCGAGUUUGCCCUGCGUGAACUCUUUUGUAUCGCCACAGAGCCACCCCGCCUCCCUGUCCCUUCCCGUCCCGCACCCAAUAAAUGUAGUUUGUUGUAUGGUAGGAGCGGCCGCCCCAGAGCUGCGUCUUCCCGAAGGAAUUAGUGCGGCGCUGCGCGAGGGGGCUGCUAAGGGACUGAGCCUGUGUGCAGUGAAACGCCGGCAGGUUCCCUGUCUUCCCGGUCACCGCCUGGACCGAGUCUAGCAGGAUGGCGCUGUGGCCCACAGGGAUCACAGAGGUGACUUCGGGCCUCCUACUAGCCCAGCUCACAGCGCUCACCUGCUUCCGCCGAGCCACUCCCUCUUCACGGAUUAAUAAAGCUGGGUUCCGCCCUGGGUCAAGGCCUUGGCUCCAGUUAGCCAUCCCGCUAGCUGGCCUUAGGACCCCCUGACUCUCCACAACUACAAA